GCUAUCGCAUUACGUGUAAGGGGACUUUCAGGAGGCGAGGAGACAUUUAAAUGUGCGUGCACUUGCUGAUUUUUUGCACUUUCUGACACGCGAACUGUACUGUGUGGACUUGCCUCUUUAAAAAGUCAUAAUCUAUCGCUGUUUCCGCUCUCUUUUGGCUGUGGAUCUUCAGCGCAUCAUCAGCAAACUCUAACAGCGACAGAGGAUGUUUGAUAAAGCGACAAAGAAGCUGGUCCAACAGAUAGACCCAAAUGGUGGUCUGAUUGCAGCUUCCAGCCUAAAUAAUUCUAAAAAACUAAAGCCUCUAGCGGUGGUGCAGAAAAUCCAAAAAGACUGGUUCUGGCAGAAAACUAAAUACAAACCCACAGAAUUCAAACUCAAUGACCUGCUGGAAGGAGAUCCAAUUAAACCAGUGUGUGAGGAGGAAGAGUUUGUAAAGUUUGAGGGAGAGUACAAAAACUUUGCAGCUGGAACUGUAGACAUGGGAUGUACUACUAUCUGCCUAAAUGCGAAUGGACAGGGCACAUCGAAACUUUUUUUAUCCCUCGGGACACUUAAGAAGGAAGCUGUGGAUAUUCCUAAACUCGUGAAGCUCACAAGAGGAAGGAAGUUGGACCUCACAGGCUCUUUUUUCAAGAAGCUCCCCCAAAAAAAAAAUACUUUAACCCUCCUUAAAGAGCGAAUUUUAACCACCAGUGACUGCUCUAUCGCCUACAUCAAAGUGGACAGAGGCAGCUGCCAUGCUGGGCCUGGUUGUACUGAGAUGUACAUGAAAGGCAGCGGUAAAUUUCAAUAUGCCUCUAAGAUGGCAUUUCACAUCCCACCGGACACUGUGUUGGCUUACAGUGUCAUUGAAAUGACCAUCGAAAGUGACGGCGACUUUGAUUUGUGCGUUGGGCCCAGGGGGGUGGAAUCAGAUGAUAUUUCCGAGAAUCUCUUUCCCACUUUCUCAGAGGUGGACGGUCAAUGGCCACUUAUCCAGAAAGGUUUCCCACUUACUACUCUAAAAAAAGCUCUUUCAGAUGUUCAGGCUAGAUUUUGUGCACUGGCUGACUUGUGUGCUGAAAGCCGUUCCUCCAUCCUGCUCCUGUUGAGGAAAAUUCUGACGGACCGAUCUGUCUUGUCAGCUUUGGUGGACAGACUUGAGGUGUUAAGCACCGGUGAAGCUCCCUGCUUCUUAACCAGCGAGUUGUCUGAAGAACAGAGUCAGAACAUAAGUGCAUUUUUAGACUUACUGAAGUGUGACCAACUAGACAAGAUGUCAUCAACGUCAUUGUCAAGUUAUAAUGGAUGUCAGAUAUCAACAACCAAUCACAGCGAUCCUUCCUUGGCAUCUGAGUUAAAUGGAUCAAGCUCCACACCAGAAGAACAGAAUGGAUGUCACACAGCCGUAUCCCAUGAGAAUGGAUGCUCAACAAAAGCAAGCAGGAAGAACGUGGAGCUCAUGUAUGCCAUGCAAAUGCUGAUGAACGCUCUUGAGGAGCUGAUGGAUGCUCCACUGGACCUGCUAGAGCCGUUCUGCACUUCUGAAGGUCUCCAAAGUCUACAGGAUUUAGUAAUUCAUCUGACUACAAGCGACAUGCCUUUCUGCAAGGACACCAUCCCUGUUUUCCUCCAAAGUGACAAUGAGUUCCACAGAGUGGAGGAACUUUUUCAGUCAUGCAAUGUUUUACUAAGGAAAGAGAAUGACACGUUGACCUCAGAAAUAACCUGUAGCGAGGGAUUCCUCCCUAUGGUUCUGUGCAUUGCCAUCCAUGGCCUUGCAUCCUUUGUUGCUGCAUGACAGUGUUAGUGGUUUUACUGACAGCUGAAAUAGGCAGUUAAAGUGUGAAGUCAUGUUUUCCCAGUUACUAAGACAUAUUAGUUCAUGUAGUUAAUGCAGAAAUCACUUGCCUUAGUUUUAAUGUUCCUAUGUGCAGACAUUUACUUGCUUAAGAAUAUUUUUUGCACUAAUUUUAACUUUGUUAAUUCCAUAAUAGGAAUAUAUCUCAAACAAAGAGCUUUUACUCAUACAGUUUUUAAAUAUUUCUACAAAUAAUAUAAAAUAUAAAUAAGUUAUAUUUAUACACCACCUUUAUUUUCCAGACAGUUUUAGUUUUUAUUUUCCAAAACUAAAAUACACUUUUCUUUUAUUACGGUGAAAUUGUAGUAAAAACAUAAUUUAAAAACCUUUAUGAAGAGCAGUUUAUUUUGUUCUCUGAAACUGAUUUCAGUUUUCCAUAGAUUAAUUAUAGAUAGCAGUAUUAAUUUAGUAUUUCUUUAUUAGGAUUGUAGGAUUAAAGUUCAUCAGAUCUUUUUUUUUUUAUUUGUAAUAUGUUUGAUAAUAUAACAUUUUUUGUGUUACUGUAUCAUAAUAAAAUAACAAAUGUACUGCAGUUCAGCUAUAAUUUUCUACUUAUAUGCAGAAUAUAUGACAUUAUGCAAAUACCUUUAUUAUUGUGUAUCUCUCUGUAUCAGGAGUGAAUGCAGCGAUUUUCUCCAAAAGCUUCUGUUCGAUUGCAUCAUGCACUUGCAUUAUUAUUAAAUGAAAAAGAGGAACAAAGAAUAACAA
This is a messenger RNA of Cyprinus carpio (common carp), 2551 nucleotides long. Its product is annotated as gasdermin-E-like. Gene Ontology annotation, biological process: programmed cell death. Gene Ontology annotation, cellular component: cytoplasm. The record is from RefSeq and is a predicted model, not a curated record. Lineage: Eukaryota; Metazoa; Chordata; Actinopteri; Cypriniformes; Cyprinidae.